UAUUUUUUUCUCAAUGACUCCUGGAGGAGGUGACGGAGGACCCAUGAAAGACUGUGAAUACAGCCAGAUCAGCACUCACAGUUCUUCAUCUCCCAUGGAGUCUCCCCAUAAGAAGAAGAAAGUAACUUCCAAGAGGAAAUGGGAGGUUUUUCCAGGAAGAAACAAAUUCUUUUGCAAUGGAAGAAUCAUGAUGGCUCGCCAAACAGGAGUCUUCUACUUGACACUUGUUCUUAUCUUGGUUACCAGUGGGCUCUUCUUCGCAUUUGAUUGUCCAUAUUUAUCUGAUCAGAUCACACCUGCUAUUCCUGCAGUAGGAGCAGUCCUUUUCUUCUUUGUGAUGGGGACCUUGCUGCGGACUAGCUUCAGUGAUCCUGGGGUCCUGCCUCGUGCAACACCCGAUGAAGCAGCUGAUCUAGAAAGACAAAUAGGUAACACAGAAGAAAUUGCAAAUGGCUCCAACUCAGGAGGUUACCGUCCACCUCCCAGAACAAAAGAAGUGCUUAUCAAUGGACAAACAGUGAAACUAAAAUACUGUUUUACUUGUAAAAUUUUCCGCCCACCACGUGCCUCACAUUGCAGCCUUUGUGACAACUGUGUAGAACGAUUUGAUCACCAUUGUCCCUGGGUAGGCAACUGUGUGGGAAAGAGAAACUACAGAUUUUUUUAUAUGUUUAUAUUAUCUCUGUCUUUUCUGACAGUCUUUAUAUUUGCAUUCGUUAUCACCCAUGUCAUCCUUCGAUCUCAGCAAACUGGUUUCUUAAAUGCACUCAAGGACAGUCCUGCAAGUGUUCUAGAAGCUGUGGUAUGUUUCUUCUCUGUUUGGUCCAUUGUUGGGCUCUCAGGUUUUCAUACAUAUUUGAUCAGCUCCAAUCAAACAACAAAUGAAGAUAUCAAGGGAUCAUGGUCAAAUAAACGAAGCAAAGAAAACUUUAACCCAUACAGCUAUGGCAACAUUUUCACAAACUGUUGUUCUGCGCUCUGUGGGCCCCUUUCCCCCAGCCUAAUUGACAGAAGAGGAUUUGUACAGCCAGAUACUCCACAGCCAACGCCUCCUUCAAAUGGCAUUACAAUGUAUGGGGCCACACAGUCACAGAGUAACAUGUGUGAUCAAGAUCAGUGCAUUCAGAGCACUAAAUUCGUUUUGCAGGCUGCCGCCACACCACUCCUCCAGAGCGAGUCCAGCAUAAAUAGCGAAGACCUACGUUUACCCGGAAAGACUUCUAUCAGUGCUCCCUGUGCCACAUUAACACUAGGGCAGCCAACACCACCACCCUCCUUGCCAAAUCUUACGUCUGAAACAGGUUUGGCAGACAUGAUACCAUUAAAAGAGGACCUAGAGAGUCACCAAUUCCUUACUCCUGAGGAGGCUCCAUCACCGCCUGGGAUGCUGGCAAUUGGGAGCCCUAUGAGGCACAGCCGGACCAUGCAUAUCCUCAGCUUGGCCAGCCAAGACUCUCUGCAUGAAGACUCAGUUCGUGGCCUUGUCAAACUCAGCUCAGUCUGAGCAUUGUUCAUCACAACAGACCUAAUAGACCUUAAUUAAUCAACAACUGAAUUUGCAAUGCCACUUUUGGACUUUGUAGUGUGUAUGUCAACAAAAUGCUGCUGUAUAACGUCUACUAAAAGGACAGAUUCUUUUUGCUCGGUGGAGUUAACUUCAUUUCAUAUUCAGUUCUUUUGUGGCUUCAUUUCAAUGGUGAAAUUGACUAAAUAGCAGAAAUGUACAUUAAAUUUAUUUGAUGAUUAAUGGCACUUGGCAUCUUAGGAUCCUGGUACUACAAUGUUGAUUAUUAUAGUACUUAAAAAUUACUGGAACUAAGCACCCUAUUCCAUAUUUUAUGAAGUGCUGUGUAGUAUCACACUUGUAGUGAGAUGGGCUACCUUUUUCAUGUUACUGUGCAACCGAUAUUUAAAGUGGAAGAUUACCACUCAUUUGAUACAAACCAGUAAAGGCUUCAGUUGUGGGUUUGCAUGCCACGCUACAGUGUAUGUUACAGUAGUGUUGGUAUUGAGAGAAAGUGCUGUUUUAUUAUUUGUGAGUUCCAAAGUGCUGUUUUCAUGUAAAAGACAGUACAAUGAACUAAUGGGCAAACGUUUUUUUAAUCAGUAAGGUGUUUAUAAAUAAAUGAGCUGGUAGUACUUCGGAUGUGGAGAGUUAUCAUGCUUUGCAUAUCAUGUAACUUUUUCUGAAUUGAGAUAUUGUGUCGUGCCAUACCAUGAAUUUCUCUCCUCUCUUAUGCUCACUUGUCAUUACAUUAAAUAGGAACAGCAAAUAAAAUAGCAUCCUUCAUUUCACUGAAUGUAUGUAGAAUUAUAUUCAUACAGCACAAACAAGAUAAAUAACUUCUUGGAAGAUUUUUUCAAUAGAAUGAUGCAAUUAAGAAGUCCAAAGUAAAACCUAAACUCCAAUUAUGAAUUGUGAGGGGUUUUUUUGUAUAAUGUAUGGUUUUGUAAAAAUAAAAGAUUGUCAAAUUUUAGGAUACAGUAUACCUACAAGUUGAUCUGAAUGUUGGCUAGAUUCUGACAUUCCCUUCCAUUCACAAAAGGAAUUUUAAUCUCAUAAAUAGAAUGGAGGGAUUGCCGUCAAUUUCUCUAUACAACCCCUCCAAGCUUUUCUUCAGAGGGGUGGCAGACUGUCCAAAAUAGCAUAGAAGUAGUGCAGAUAUUGAGGCAACUGACCGAAAAAUGGCUCCCUCCCUUUUUUUCUUUGUUUGCAGGAAUCUCCACUAGAUCAAUGGGUUUUGCAUUCACAGAAAAACUUGUCUGGAUCCAACCCAGUAUCCCCUUUGGAGGCCCAUAGCCUUGAUAGCAAGAAGAACCAUUCAAGUAGGAGGCUUGCAAGGUGAGAAUGCCAAGGUCCUAUACUUGGCAAUGGAAGAUAAGUCACUGCAAUAUACCUAAGCUAUAUUUGACUGAUAAACUGCCCAUCUCAAUAUAGUCAUUUUAGCUAUAUUUUUGUUUUUAACUUAAUUUAUUAUACAGAAUUAUUGGAUACUUUUAAUUUUAGAUUAGGAAAAAUAGUUGAGACUUAAAGAAAGCAAUUUCCCCUCAGGGAUAGCCUAAAAGAACAUACAAUGAGAAUACAAACGUGCUUGUGCCCCUGCAUCUUGUCUGUCUUUUAAGAUGCUAGGACCUGCAAUAAUCUUUUCUCAGGACAAUAUUUAGUGCAGAGAUUUUCAAAAUUUUAAGAGAGUAACUACAGAUGACUAAUUUGAAAGGUAGCAUUGUGUAGACAUUGAAUUUGUUGCAUCUCUGAGACGUGGAGAAAUACAACUCAAAGAAGAAAUAAAAGCACAAUGUUUUAAUUGGAAUAAGGCCAUGUCUAGUCCAGAAAUACCAGUUGAUAUCCUGGCAAGAAGCUACAUACUGUGUACAUUUAUAUAGAAGAUAUUAUUUUUGGUGUAGGAUAAUACAGGCAUCUACGAUGAUUGCAUGUAUAGAGGAAAAAUGAUAUAAACAGAUCCCUCAUUUUCUCCCCAUUUUGCAGAAAACUAUGCAUGCUCUGCUGUUAUCUGAUUGUAAGCCAUUAAAAUGGUUUUGAGCCGUUAAAAUGUUUACAAGCUCUCAUAUAAAGGGACAUUGCCUCUUUUCCUGUGUGACCUCAUAGGAUAAAAUCCUUCAUACAGUUUUCCUUUACCAUAUGCCUAUUCCAAAGAAAAAAAUUACCUUUUAGAUGAAUUAUGUUGGCAUAGAUCAUUGAUUUCUGUACUAAUGGGAGUUAUAUAGAAAAAGACUGAACAGUUGUAAGUACUAGUGUAACAGCCAUAACCUCAUUGACAUUUUCAGUGGAGGUCAGUGGCGUCACAUUUUCAGUGGAGGUCAGGGGUUUUUUAAAAAUCCCUACAUGUAUUGUAAUGUAAGUUUCAUGGUCUCCAUAAAACAAACACCUCAGAGACAAAAAAAAAUUCUCUAAUCAGGUAUUUUUAAAGUUUAUGAGCUAAUAAUGUCGUGAAAUGUGCAGUAAUAUGUCAUAGAAUUAUGCAGCCCAUUUUGGAAAUUGAGAGACCUUGAUUUCUUGGGUGUCUAACCUUCCUAUCAGAAGCACAUUUUGCCAUAUUUCCACUGAGGAAAAGGAAAACAGUGAAAAGGAAGACUGUCUAUUUUUGAGCUUAUUUCAUUAAAGCAAAGUGUUUUUGACAAUAAAAGUAGAAAAAGAAACGUCCAUUUUUGCAGCCCUUCAUGAAUACAAAAUCAGUUUAUAUAAAUCUCAAAACAUACAUCAGUAUUUGAUUAAUUCUGUAUAUCUGUUUAAUAAAACACAUUUUCAUAUUUUAUCAUUUUUCCAGACACCAGAACACGGAGCCUCCAUUCCCAACAGUGUAGAAAAAUCAACUGUGAUAAAUAUUUUACUCCCAUAAUCAUUUCACAGCUGUGGCACUUACACAAAGAAGUAGAACUGUUUAAGGAUUCAUGUGAUUACAGUUUCAUUGAGACAUUUCAUUUUUUUAAAUAGGGGCAGUUGGAUACCCUUAUCAUUCAGAAAUAGCAUCAUGCAUGGCAUACAAAAUAUGGUCCAGGUAGAACUUUUACUGUGGCAGAAUGUCAGAAUGUCAUCAUACAAGUUGUUUUCCUGUCCCUCUCUCUUUAAGCUUUAAAGCGCUGCACUGCCACAUUAGAAUUUGUUGUUUGGUUUACUUAGCAUUUAAGGGAAGAAAAUGUUUGAGAGAAAUAAAGUACUGUGAAUACCUAUUUUAGAACAAAUUUAUUAUUUCUGUUUGCAUUGAUGUACAGUAAUUUUUUGCUGUUUAUAAUAUUUUUGAGUUUGUGUUGAAGAAUAAAAAUACAGCAUUUUUAAGCAUU
This is a messenger RNA of Anolis carolinensis (green anole), 4800 nucleotides long. It is a transcript of the gene zdhhc14, whose product is annotated as zinc finger DHHC-type palmitoyltransferase 14. The coding region runs from base 14 to 1504 and encodes 496 amino acids. The transcript is spliced from 9 exons. Gene Ontology annotation, cellular component: endoplasmic reticulum; Golgi apparatus. Lineage: Eukaryota; Metazoa; Chordata; Lepidosauria; Squamata; Anolidae. Gene Ontology annotation, biological process: protein targeting to membrane; peptidyl-L-cysteine S-palmitoylation. Gene Ontology annotation, molecular function: protein-cysteine S-palmitoyltransferase activity. The record is from RefSeq and is a predicted model, not a curated record.